AUGGGUGUCCAGCAGAACAAGGCCCCGCCGAACGGGUCGGCGUGUUUCCGCACAGUACGAAGCGUUGUUGGCGCGCGAGCUCUGCAAUGGAGAGGCGCAGCAGUCAGCAGCAGCGGCACCAACAUCUCCGAGGCCUCAAACCUUCAAACCUUUGCCACCGGGCAACUAGGUUUAUCCUCAAGCAUGGGUAAGGGAAAGCCGGCGGGCAUCCGCGCGGGGCGCAAGCUCCGCAUCCACCGCCGUAACGAGCGGUGGGCGAGCAAGGACUACAACAAGUCCCACUCGGUGACCGCGAUGAAGGCCAACCCCCUCGGUGGUUCUUCCAUGGCCAAGGGCAUCGUGUUGGAGAAGAUCGGUAUCGAGGCCAAGCAGCCUAACUCUGCCAUCAGGAAGUGCGUGCGCGUGCAGCUCAUCAAGAACGGAAAGAAGCUGGCGGCCUUCGUGCCGCGCGACGGUUGCCUCAACUUCACGGACGAGAACGACGAGGUGCUCAUUUCCGGAUUCGGUCGCCGCGGUCACGCCGUGGGUGACAUCCCCGGUGUCCGGUUCAAGGUGGUCAAGGUGGCCGGUGUCGCGCUGCUGGCCCUCUACAAGGACAAGAAGGAGAAGCCGCGGUCCUAAGAGCGUUCUCGAGAUUGGACCCAGGCCGCGCUCUCUCUCUCGAGCUCGUUACCGCGUCUCGGAGGGAGGGCGUUACGCGGAUUCAUGAUUGCAAACAUGUCGCCAUGUAGUGCCAUGUUUUUCCCUGGCGAUACGGAGGAUUAGCUCUUUUGAUGGAGAGCUGGUUCUUUUCCAUCUGCUGUGUCCCGCGUUCUUGAAAUGAAAUACGCUGCUGCUGCUUUGCUCCGAGGUGCGUUGCCGAACUGGAUGGGAAAAAUCCCGGAAAUGUCUCCAUUGCUGCUGCGAAGAUGAAGAUAUUUUUGCCGUCUUUUUUCAAAAAACAUUCUCGUGCGUGGGUGCCGCUUGGUGAAAGCCCAACACACACCGCGAACAGACGA
Messenger RNA from Ectocarpus siliculosus, 998 nucleotides. The record is from the annotation of a GenBank genome assembly. Lineage: Eukaryota; Phaeophyceae; Ectocarpales; Ectocarpaceae.